Messenger RNA from Drosophila gunungcola (fruit fly), 675 nucleotides. RefSeq lists its product as uncharacterized. The record is from RefSeq and is a predicted model, not a curated record. Bases 295 to 675 code for a protein of 126 amino acids. Lineage: Eukaryota; Metazoa; Arthropoda; Insecta; Diptera; Drosophilidae. The transcript has a single exon.
AUAAAGCAAACACAAUGUUUCCGGUUAGUCAGUUUCACCAAAUAGCUAAGAUUAACAAUUCUAUUCUUAAACUGCCGUCCCAAAAACACCUGGUACAGGUGACGUCACCUCAGAAACAGACAUGUGCUUAAACAAAAGUUCACCACUUAUCGGAGUCAAGGUGGACUCAAUUCUGAAUUAUUUUGUUAGACACAAAUUUUUGCUAAUUGAAGGUCGCCAGCCUAUCAUGGAUAUACUAUAUAAGUGCGACUUUCCCAGCAGAAGGCAUAUCAGUCAACAAUUGAAGCAUCCAACAUGAAGUUGUCCCUCGUUCUCUUCGUCCUUUCGAUGGUUGUGUAUGUGGCCCAAGUAAGGGCUGCUGAUACCACCACCUCCACGGAAGCAAGUGACACCACAAGCACAACGGCGAGCACCACCACGGAAUCGACCACUGCAUCCACGUCAUCUUCCUCGGAUGUUAAUAGGAAAAUCGUCCGUCUUAGCAAUCUGAAGUACUCGGUGACCAGGAAGAUCAAGAUCGGAUCCACCACCAGUUCCUCGACCAAAUCCAAAAGUGCCCGUGCCAAGGCCCGCAAGGCCCGCCUGAAUGCCGCCAAGAAAUCCAAGAAAGCUAAUGCCAACCGAAAACUUAACAAAAAGUCCAAGAACCGCAAUAUUCGCCUGGCUCGCGGUUAG